AGAAGGAGGAAGAGGAGGAGGAGGAGGGGGAGGAAGAGGAGAAAGGCGCAGGGGUGGGAGCUGUUGCCGAAGCUGCCACAGCAAAAGUUCUCCCCCCUCCCCCCUUCCCCUCCUCUUAAGGCCCCUAGAAAGGUUGAAGCUGCCGCCGUCUGCAAUCGGUGACCGCGCGACUCGGCACCCGCCCGCGGCUAGAGGGAGGAAUCAACAGCUUGGAAAUUCGGCCAAGUGAUCUGGCGGGAUGGGCAUUUGCCUGACCUAUUUUGUAGAGGAAUUGGAUGGCAUAAGUGAUUGAAUGGUAUUGAGGGUCUCUGAAGCCUAUGAAAGGUAGAAACUCAACCAUGAUUUCUUUUUCAACUCUACAGCAUUCCCUUCCUUGAAGUCUUCAUUUUUACGUUAGUCUCAGGCAGUUAUACUUAAGCAUGAACAUUGACGACAAACUGGAAGGAUUAUUUCUUAAAUGUGGCGGCAUAGACGAAAUGCAGUCUUCCAGGGCAAUGGUUGUAAUGGGUGGAGUGUCUGGCCAGUCUACUGUGUCUGGAGAGCUGCAGGAGUCAGUUCUUCAAGAUCGGAGUAUGCCUCACCAGGAGAUCCUUGCUGCAGAUGAAGUGUUACAAGAAAGUGAAAUGAGACAACAGGAUAUGAUAUCACAUGAUGAACUCAUGGUCCAUGAGGAGACAGUGAAAAAUGAUGAAGAGCAGAUGGAGACACAUGAAAGACUUCCUCAAGGACUACAGUAUGCACUUAAUGUCCCUAUAAGUGUAAAGCAGGAAAUUACUUUUACUGAUGUAUCUGAGCAACUGAUGAGAGACAAAAAACAAAUCAGAGAGCCAGUAGACUUACAGAAAAAGAAGAAACGGAAACAACGUUCUCCUGCAAAAAUCCUUACAAUAAAUGAGGAUGGAUCACUUGGUUUGAAAAGCCCUAAAUCUCACGUUUGUGAGCACUGCAAUGCUGCCUUUAGAACGAACUAUCACUUACAGAGACAUGUCUUCAUUCAUACAGGUGAAAAACCAUUUCAAUGUAGUCAAUGUGACAUGCGUUUCAUACAGAAGUACCUGCUACAGAGACAUGAGAAGAUUCAUACUGGUGAAAAACCAUUUCGCUGUGAUGAAUGUGGUAUGAGAUUCAUUCAAAAAUAUCAUAUGGAAAGGCAUAAGAGAACUCAUAGUGGAGAAAAACCCUACCAGUGUGAAUACUGUUUACAGUAUUUUUCCAGAACAGAUCGUGUACUGAAACAUAAACGUAUGUGCCAUGAAAAUCAUGACAAAAAACUAAACAGAUGUGCCAUCAAAGGUGGCCUUCUGACAUCCGAGGAAGAUUCUGGCUUUUCUACAUCACCAAAAGAUAACUCACUGCCAAAAAAGAAAAGGCAGAAAACUGAGAAAAAAUCAUCUGGGAUGGACAAAGAGAGUUCUUUGGACAAAUCUGACCUGAAGAAAGACAAAAAUGAUUACUUGCCUCUUUACUCUUCAAGUACUAAAGUAAAAGAUGAGUAUAUGGUAGCAGAGUAUGCUGUUGAAAUGCCGCAUUCUUCAGUUGGGGGAUCGCAUUUAGAAGAUGCAUCAGGAGAAAUACAUCCACCUAAGUUGGUUCUCAAAAAAAUUAAUAGUAAGAGAAGUCUGAAACAGCCGUUGGAGCAAAAUCAAACAAUUUCGCCUUUAUCCACAUAUGAAGAGAGCAAAGUUUCAAAGUAUGCUUUUGAACUUGUGGACAAACAAGCUUUGCUGGACUCAGAAGGCAAUGCUGACAUUGACCAGGUUGACAAUUUGCAAGAGGGGCCUAGUAAACCUGUGCACAGUAGCACUAAUUAUGAUGAUGCCAUGCAGUUUUUGAAGAAGAAGCGAUAUCUUCAGGCAGCAAGUAACAAUAGUAGGGAGUAUGCGCUGAAUGUGGGUACCAUAGCUUCUCAGCCUUCUGUAACACAGGCAGCUGUGGCAAGUGUCAUUGAUGAGAGUACCACAGCAUCCAUAUUAGAUUCACAGGCACUGAAUGUGGAGAUAAAGAGUAAUCAUGACAAAAAUGUUAUUCCAGAUGAGGUACUGCAGACUCUGUUGGAUCAUUAUUCUCAUAAAGCGAAUGGACAACAUGAGAUAUCAUUCAGUGUUGCGGACACUGAGGUGACUUCUAGCAUAUCAAUAAAUUCUUCCGAAGUACCUGAGGUUACCCAGUCGGAGAAUGUUGGAUCAAGCUCCCAAGCAUCCUCAUCAGAUAAAGCCAACAUGUUGCAGGAAUACUCAAAGUUUCUGCAGCAGGCUUUGGACAGAACUAGCCAAAAUGAUGCCUAUUUGAACAGCCCGAGCCUUAACUUUGUGACCGAUAACCAGACCCUUCCCAAUCAGCCAGCAUUCUCUUCCAUAGACAAGCAAGUCUAUGCAGCCAUGCCCAUCAAUAGCUUUCGAUCAGGAAUGAAUUCUCCACUAAGAACAACUCCAGAUAAGUCCCACUUUGGACUAAUAGUUGGUGAUUCACAGCACUCAUUUCCCUUUUCAGGUGAUGAGACAAACCAUGCUUCUGCCACAUCAACACAGGACUUUUUGGAUCAAGUGACUUCUCAGAAGAAAGCUGAGGCUCAGCCUGUCCACCAAGCUUACCAAAUGAGCUCUUUUGAACAACCCUUCCGUGCUCCAUAUCAUGGAUCCAGAGCUGGAAUAGCUACUCAGUUUAGCACUGCCAAUGGACAGGUGAACCUUCGGGGACCAGGGACAAGUGCUGAAUUUCCAGAAUUUCCCUUGGUGAAUGUAAAUGAUAAUAGAGCUGGGAUGACAUCCUCACCUGAUGCCACAACUGGCCAGACUUUUGGCUAAAAAAAAUGUGUAAAUAAUACUGGCACUUUAGAACAGAUUAAUCAAGAGUGGGGUUACUCUGUGAAAAAUGGAGUGCUGUACAGAUUUAAGAGCAAUGCGUUAAAACAAGUUAAGCUGAUAUGAAUAGCAAGAUAAUCCAAUAACUGCAUUUUGUUUGGUUAGUCAGCAUUCUUUGAACUGCCUUACAUGUUGUCACCUUUAUAGAAGCAAUGCAUUACUUGUUUUAGAUCAGAAACUUGCUAUUCCACCUACACCAAGUUUAAAAGGAAAAAAAAGACUUUCGCACAAUUGUUUCCUAACUGAUAAUAUUGUACAUUUUUAGGAGAUUAGUAAUUGUGUGAAAUUUACUCAUACUGUUUCUAAGUUUUUCAGCAUAGUCAUGGCACUUCAGCAGGGAAUCUGAAUAUACUUUAUAGACAGAGUGAACUUAAAAGUUUAAAUGUCAAGAGAUUAUGGCUUAAAAAAAUUAGUGUGUCCUAUAGGGGGAAGAAAGGAAAACCACCUUUUAAAAAGAAUGAUAUGCCAUAUACCCUUGAUUUUCAUUUUGCAUUAUAUUGACAUUUUUUUUUUUGAGAAAAAAGUAAUAAAAAUCUGAUAGUCUAAGACUCCACUAUUUAAAAGCCUAAUUACUUUAAAAAUAUGCAUACUUUCAAAACUUUUACCAAAAUACAUAACUGUUGAAGCAUUCACUUCUCUAUGGAAGUAUGCAUAUUGGUGUCAGUUUCUUUGUACAGUUGUACCUAGAUAUUUUUUAUGAUUUUUCAUGUGCAAGUAUCAAGGUUUUGAAGUUUUAGUAAAAAGAUAUUCUGUAGAUUACAUUCCCAAGAACAUAAUGCUUAUACAAAAUGUAUAUUCCACAUUUUAAAGCUUAAUUGUAUUUUACUUUACAUAUACACUUCAGUUAACAUAGAGCACUUAGAAUCUAUUUGGUAUUUUUGAUUUCUCAAAGUAAAAAAAAAAAUUUAGAUUUUUAGGUUUGAUAUGGUUGUGUCAUAAUCAUCUCAUAAUUGAAAAUUUUAAUUUUUGGCAAUAAAAGGAAAUUGGAUAUCUUUGGAACUGUAAAACCUGGUUUAAUCCUUCUCUUUCUAGAAUCUUGAUAGAUUGGAUAAUUAAACAGUAUCCAGAGAAACUAAAGAAAUGGGCAUUUUAAUUGCUUAUUUUAUCUUGAGUUACUUUUUAAUGAACACUGCUCAUUACAAUUUUACAAACCAAGAGUGUUUACUAAUUCUAGUAACUACAGUUUCUUUUUCAGCUAGAUGAGUGAUCGGAAACUUUUUGUUGCAUUUCAAAAUCUAAAUAAACUACAGACUU
This is a messenger RNA of Balaenoptera ricei (Rice's whale), 4115 nucleotides long. It is a transcript of the gene ZNF148, whose product is annotated as zinc finger protein 148. Gene Ontology annotation, biological process: regulation of transcription by RNA polymerase II. Gene Ontology annotation, molecular function: DNA-binding transcription factor activity, RNA polymerase II-specific; RNA polymerase II cis-regulatory region sequence-specific DNA binding. The record is from RefSeq and is a predicted model, not a curated record. The transcript has 9 exons. NCBI's taxonomy places the organism in Eukaryota, Metazoa, Chordata, Mammalia, Artiodactyla, Balaenopteridae. Bases 420 to 2804 code for a protein of 794 amino acids.